Capronia coronata CBS 617.96 is the source of this 465-nucleotide messenger RNA. RefSeq lists its product as uncharacterized. The transcript has 2 exons. Lineage: Eukaryota; Fungi; Ascomycota; Eurotiomycetes; Chaetothyriales; Herpotrichiellaceae. Gene Ontology annotation, molecular function: structural constituent of ribosome; large ribosomal subunit rRNA binding. The record is from RefSeq and is a predicted model, not a curated record. Gene Ontology annotation, cellular component: ribosome; mitochondrial large ribosomal subunit. Gene Ontology annotation, biological process: translation. The coding region runs from base 1 to 465 and encodes 154 amino acids.
AUGUCUCGAAAAGUGCCUGCUCGCGACCAGAUCGUCAAAUUAAUUGUUGGCGCCGGUCAAGCAAGUCCUAGUCCGCCUGUCGGCCCAGCGCUUGGUAGCAAGGGAGUGAAGAGCAUGGACUUUUGCAAGAAGGAAUUCAAUGCCCGUACCGCUCAUAUCACUCCCGGCGUUCCUGUACCAGCACGAGUUGUUGUCCGUCCAGACCGCUCAUUCACAUUCGAACUACGGACACCUAUGACCUCCUGGCUCCUUCUUCGAGCCGCCGGCGUGAAAGAAGUGAAGGGUAAGAUACGAGGAGCGCAAAAGCCUGGCUCGGAAGUUGUUGGUACCGUGUCUCUCAAACAUAUCUACGAGAUUGCCAAGAUCAAGCAAAGCGAGCUGCGUCUGUCCGGUCUCAGCCUUGAGGGUCUAUGCAAGAGCGUCAUAUGGCAGUGUAGAUCGAUCGGCGUCAAGGUCGUGCCGUGA